UUGAUUGCAGCUUCAGUCAAGGGGUCUGCGACUGGAAACAAGAUGCUGAUGAUGACUUUGACUGGAAUCCUGCUGAUCGAGAUAGAGGUGAUGGGUACUACAUGGCAGUUCCGGCUUUUGUGGGGCAUAAGAAGGAUAUGGGGCGUCUAAAACUUUUCCUCACCGACCUCAAACCAAGGAGCAGCUACUGCCUGAUUUUCAGUUAUCGGCUUGCUGGCGAGAGGGUGGGGAAACUUCGAGUGUUCCUGGCAAACAAAAAAACUGCUCCUGCCUGGGAGCAGAACAACGGAAAAGAUGAAAGGUGGAGAACUGGAAAAAUAGAGAUAUUUCAGGGGGCUGAAACAACCAACAGUGUCACUUUUGAAUCAGAACGUGGGAAGGGCAAAACUGGAGAAAUUGGAGUGGACAAUGUUAUACUAAUUUCUGGUCUAUGCCCAGAAGAUACCUGAUAAUGGAUAUUUGAGUAUAGUGGAUUUAAUCCUAUUUUAAAUAUUUGCCUUACUAGUAGUGUAUUUUUGUAUCAUUUUAUAAAAAAAC
Antrostomus carolinensis (chuck-will's-widow) is the source of this 537-nucleotide messenger RNA. RefSeq names its product epidermal growth factor-like protein 6. Gene Ontology annotation, cellular component: membrane. Lineage: Eukaryota; Metazoa; Chordata; Aves; Caprimulgiformes; Caprimulgidae. The annotation marks the transcript as partial. The record is from RefSeq and is a predicted model, not a curated record. The transcript has 3 exons.